Dermacentor andersoni is the source of this 888-nucleotide messenger RNA. NCBI's taxonomy places the organism in Eukaryota, Metazoa, Arthropoda, Arachnida, Ixodida, Ixodidae. The record is from RefSeq and is a predicted model, not a curated record.
ACCAUCGCAGGAAGGAACGGCAUCGUCCUACUACCUGUCAUGGGGAUCGGUGCACCUGGCUGCAUCGAAAUUCACCGUCUCCUCCAAGGCUCCCUGUCAACCAUCUCGGAAGAGACGCCCUCCCGCAAGACGCCUUCGUCGAUUGCACUCGACGCACUUCCAGAUGGGGCCAAGGAUGACGUCUCCUACACCUUCAGUAACUUGGCCAUCGAGGACGUCCUCCCAGAUAAUCGGGACCUUGUGCUCAAGCCGUGGUACAAGCUCGACGAACGCACUUGCGGCAGCCUCACAGGACAUCCCAGCAGGCUGUUCCCGAGGGCCGAGUGGUACCCACCGGUUGAGAUGGGCGUCAAGGACAUCGUGGCUAUGUGCAACACCAUGCAAGUACCAUGGACCGCGCAAGGAACCUGGAACCAGACGCUAGUAGCAUCGAGGUUCACCGUGCGCCUAAUAAUACAGAGUGCCCGAGAUCCGAGUACGCGUGGAGUGGAAGCGGCCGCGACCAGGAGUGGCCAGUUCGUCGAGUGCGACCACGUGCCUUCGGCCGAGUACCGCCUCGACGUCUUCGGCUGCAGGCUACGCAUCCACCCACGUGACAGGCUGCCGUACGCGUCGACGGUGCUGGACGCCAUCAAGGCCGAGAGCAACGGCGACACGUACGGCGUGGCUGGACCAAGCAGCUGCAUUUGGAGGCUACAUGCGAGGUUUGCCGAGAACAGAUUAGAAGGCCGUGCGACAAUCCCGACAGGAGUCGCCCGUCGUCUCCUGCGUCGCCGCACGUGUGGCUGCCGUCUGCUCUUCUGCACCUUGUCACAGCUGCAGCGGCACAACAGCCCCAAGCUCUGCAGGCGGCCUUACCGCCACCUCACCUGCGAUUAUACAAGCUGA